GAUUGGCCAGCUAAAGCUAAAGCCCAGCUCCGCUCAGCGGCGAAGGUAAAACGGGAAAAGUUGUGGGAGUUGCUUUUCAAGCUACAAGUCGACGCAGUUUACUCAAGAGAGAUUAGCAGAAGUGAUGCUUACUCACAGCAGUGCUGUGGUGACGAAGCAGGGCUCCCAGGAUUAGCUUGCUUGUCACCGCGGACUCCGCGGUCACCCUCUGCUCCCCGAUGACUUCCUUCAUCUCGGACUGGAUUUGGAGCGAGAGAUUCUGGCUUCCCGAAAAUGUGUCCUGGGCCGACCUGGAGAACCCACCACCUGGCGUGGAAUACCCCAAGCUGGGUCACAUGGUGUACGCUCUGCCUUUGGCGGUGGGGGUUUUACUAUCGAGGCUACUGUUUGAAAGGCUAGUGGCCAAGCCCUGUGCCCGCAUACUUCAGAUUCAGGCGGGAGUGCCUCGGCGAGCUCAGCCCAACGCCGUUCUGGAGAAGCUGUAUCAGUCCAUCGCGUGUCCGAAAUCGAGAGACCUGGAGGGACUCUCCAAACAGCUGGACUGGGAUGAGCGGAAAAUCCAGAGGUGGUUCCGCGUCCGUCGGAACCAGGACAAACCCAGCAUGCAGAAGAAGUUCUGCGAGAGCCUGUGGAGAUUCACCUUUUAUCUGGUGAUUUUUAUCUUUGGCAUUUUCCAGUUGUGGGUGUCACCUUGGAUGUGGGACACCAGACAGUGCUGGCACAACUACCCUUUUCAGCAUCGGAGUCAUGGACAGUACUACUACUACCUUGCAGAGCUGGCUUUCUAUUCGUCUUUGAUGUUUUCCCAGUUUACAGACAUCAGACGUAAGGAUUUCUUUAUCAUGUUUGUUCACCACUUGGCCACCAUAUUGCUUAUCACUUUUUCCUAUACCAACAACAUGGUACGGGUCGGCACUAUGAUCAUGUCGCUGCAUGAUGCAUCAGACAUUUUUCUUGAGGCAGCCAAGCUGGCAAACUAUGCCAAAUACCAGAGGCUGUGUGACAGCAUGUUUGUGGUUUUCACGCUGAUAUUUUUCCUCACUCGGCUUGUCAUCUUUCCAUUCUGGGUUAUUUACAGCGUGCUGUUUGAGAGCUGGGAGAUUGUGGGGCCGUACCGAGCAUGGUGGCUGUUGAACGGGUUGCUGCUUGUGCUGCAGUGUCUUCAUGUCAUUUGGUUCUACCUCAUUGCUCGUAUUGCAAUCAAAGCCAUUUUUAAGGGAAAGGUUUCUAAAGAUGACCGCAGUGACAUAGAGAGCAGCUCCGAUGAAGAUGUUUACUCCAACAGUCAUGGGAACACGAACCACACUAAGACCUAAAGGACAGCAGAGCCACAGGUGACGGCUUCUGAAGGGCCGCCAUGUUGUGUGUUUGUUAUUUCCAGGUUUUUGUAACUUUUUCCGAAGUGCCUUUCCAACACUUGUUGUUAUUUUGUUUUUUCCAAAGAGAGGUGCUGAGAUUUUCAGGAAUGUGUGGCACCCAAACUUUUGAGUUUUCCAGCACGAUGUUUACACUUGUUUGCAAGCAGCAACAGAAAAGUUUGUGUGUAGGGAAAAAAAAAAAAUUCCCACACCGCAAUGCUCUGAAUUUAGAAUUUACUACAAAUGCUUAUAUUACUGCAGAGAAAAGGAAAUCACUGCAUCAAAUGUAUAUAUACAUGUGUGUGUAUUUGUAUUUUCUAAUUUAAGAAUACCAAAGAAUUCAAGCUGUACGUGCUGCUUCACCGUUUGUACUUAGG
This is a messenger RNA of Oryzias melastigma (Indian medaka), 1735 nucleotides long. RefSeq names its product ceramide synthase 5. Gene Ontology annotation, biological process: ceramide biosynthetic process. The record is from RefSeq and is a predicted model, not a curated record. Gene Ontology annotation, cellular component: membrane. Gene Ontology annotation, molecular function: DNA binding; sphingosine N-acyltransferase activity. Bases 219 to 1316 code for a protein of 365 amino acids. The transcript is spliced from 10 exons. Lineage: Eukaryota; Metazoa; Chordata; Actinopteri; Beloniformes; Adrianichthyidae.